AUGAAUGAGAAACUGGAAGGAUUACUGUCAUUGAAGGGCAGCGUCGAUUCCCUUAUGACACUGUCGGCCAAACUAAACGAACUUUUAGCCCUCAAGCCCAUUGUCGAGAGUGUAAGGGAGACUGUGAACGGCCUGCAACACUCAAUGGAUUUCUUUUCGGCCGACUAUGACCGCCUCCUCAAGUUGGCGACCACCAACGAACAGAAUGGCAAAGCCCUGCAAACGGAGCUUUCUCAUUUAAAGUCAAUCGUGGAGGCGCAGGCAUCCGAGAUCCAAGAGAUGCGGGUCGCCCUAAACGACAACGAGCAGCACAGCCGUCUGCCAAACCUGGAAGUGCACGGACUUCCUGUCUCACCUCACGAAGAUCUUAUGUCGUUUGCUGAGACUCUAUCAAAAAAACUGAAGAUCUCAAACUUUCAGAAAUCCGACAUUCUUGCUCUUCACCGCUUGCCAGCCAAAUAUGCAAAAAACCCACCGAUUCUGAUCAAAUUCGCGUCUGUCCACAUGAAGGAAUCCUGGAUGGCAGCGCGGGGUACACUUCGUUCGCUGGGUCAGGAUAGUUCUCUUCCCAGACUGUACUUAAAUGACAACCUGACCCACGCGAACAAGGAGCUGUUUUGGCGGGUAGUCCACUUGAAUAUCAAUUAA
This is a messenger RNA of Ixodes scapularis (black-legged tick), 648 nucleotides long. RefSeq lists its product as uncharacterized. Bases 1 to 648 code for a protein of 215 amino acids. NCBI's taxonomy places the organism in Eukaryota, Metazoa, Arthropoda, Arachnida, Ixodida, Ixodidae. The record is from RefSeq and is a predicted model, not a curated record. The transcript is spliced from 2 exons.